Molecule: messenger RNA, 921 nt
Organism: Caenorhabditis remanei
Lineage: Eukaryota; Metazoa; Nematoda; Chromadorea; Rhabditida; Rhabditidae
Exons: 4
Coding region: 1-921 (306 amino acids)
Source: RefSeq, a predicted model, not a curated record
AUGAACGAAGGAGGGAUCAAUAUAAGGCGUUUCGCAGCCAGAUUUGUGAAUGAACCGGAACACUUGUUUGAGGUCGCGAAGCAGUUCAGAAAAUUACUGAAAACGGCGGAAAAAGAGCUGGAAAAGGCGAGAAAAACGAAGAAACACAUCGAAUUCCAUCAGUGGAAUAUUGAGGAUUAUGAGGCGAAAAUUGCGGAAGCCAAUGAGAAAAUUCAGGAAUUAGAGAAUAAAGUUCGAGAAGAAGAGUUUUUUGUGAAUUUCAUUCAGCAAAUUGCCGAUUUUCUCAAGAUCGACAUUGAGGACACGUGGCGCCGAAGCUUUCUCCGCCUCCUCCAACAUCUUCACGAUCGCAUCCAUGCGCCGCGCGUUUUUGAGCCAAUUCCACCGUAUUCAAUUUGGGUUUUCGAAGUUUUAUUGACUAUUCUUAAUUCCUCCCAAAUGGACGGCAGACUCGUCCUCAUCGAAAAUUUCGACACCCCCGUCGGAAAUACAGCGGACCUUUUGGAUAGAUACGGCGAGGAGCCGUACAACUUGUUCGAAAUCGCAAAAAAAGCGAGAGCAGCGCUGAAAAAGGCGGAAAACGAGCUGGAAAAGGCGAGAAAAACGAAGAAACACAUCGAAUUCCAUCAGUGGAGUAUUGAGGAUUACGCGACGAAAAUUGGAGAAAUUAGAGAGAAAAUUCGGGAAUUCGAGGAGAAAGUUCGCGUAGAAAAAGUGUGUUUGGAGGCUUUUCAGCGAAUUGCGAGGGAUCUUGGGCAGGAUAUUGAGGACACGUGGCUCCGACGCUUUAUCAUAUGGCACAAUAGAAUCGGCGCUUAUUUCGACUGGCCGCCCGUUUUUGAGCUCGUCCGAAUGAAUUCCGUGUGGUUUUUCGACGUUAUAUUGGCUAUUCUUGUAUUCUUUGUGUAUUUAACGUUUUAA